Vigna radiata var. radiata (mung bean) is the source of this 996-nucleotide messenger RNA. RefSeq lists its product as uncharacterized. The record is from RefSeq and is a predicted model, not a curated record. The transcript has 2 exons. The coding region runs from base 172 to 837 and encodes 221 amino acids. NCBI's taxonomy places the organism in Eukaryota, Viridiplantae, Streptophyta, Magnoliopsida, Fabales, Fabaceae.
UAGAGGUGUCUAGAUAAAUAAAAAAAAGGGUGUGGAAGUGCUUAAAUAAGAAAACGGAUGUCCAAACUAUUUUUAUAAAGGAUUGGGCUUAAGCCCAGAAGAAAAGGGGGUGAAAAGGGAAAAAAAACGGGGUGUGCAAACUAAUUUUGUUUCUAUUAGAAGACUGGGCCUAUGCCCAAGUCGAAAUGGGGUGAAAAUAUGAACAAAGUGGGUGUAGCAAAGUUUUGUUUUGAAAUGGACUUGAGCCCAAAGAGAAGGGGGUGCGAAAUGGAAGCAGAGGGGGUGCGGAAGAAAAUUGUUUCUUUUUUAAAAAAAAAUUGCCAGCCCAGGCACCCAAGCCCAAAGCUAUCUAGAAACCUCAAGGGGUUCGAACCUCCUCACCCCAUUCUCCACUCCAACACCUCAGAGACUCCAAGUCUUUCUCCGCACCUACUUGCCUGGGGUUGGGGUCACCUCCCCCGAACGCGUCAUGCCGCCGCUCCCCUCCGACAGCCACCGCGUCCACCCGGCCAGCCUUGGCGACGCCGGCGUUAUCGCUUCCAUCCGGCCAGCCACCGCGCCACCACCUUCUCUCUCCCUCUUCGUCUCGCACAGCCAUCCACUGAGCCAACACCGCCGCGCGACCACGUUCCGCCAAGCUCUGGCCGUUAUCGGUGGCUCCGGUCACCGCUAGGAAUCCUACCGGCGUCAAGGCAACUAUCCCCCUAUUCGCCCUUUUCUAUUCCGGGUUGGGAUGGGGUUCGAAUGGGUGAAUGGAAUGGUUCUGGUGAAGAUGAAAAUACUGUUUUGUUAUUUUUCCUUUCUGUUGUAUCUUUCUGGGAGCCGAUCAUGGCGUAACAAGGAAAAUGAAACUAGGGAUGUGAUAUGCCUUGGACGGUGACGGAGAAAGAGGGACAUCCACACCAUAAUCAUAUUCAAACAGAGCAAUGCCGAGCAUAAAAAAUACAUACAAUACAUACAAUGCAGCGAGCUUUGAAGGAGUAAGGAUGCUUACCU